Molecule: messenger RNA, 1440 nt
Organism: Selaginella moellendorffii
Lineage: Eukaryota; Viridiplantae; Streptophyta; Lycopodiopsida; Selaginellales; Selaginellaceae
Product: pentatricopeptide repeat-containing protein At2g13600-like
Exons: 1
Coding region: 1-1440 (479 amino acids)
Biological process (GO): RNA modification
Molecular function (GO): RNA binding; protein binding
Source: RefSeq, a predicted model, not a curated record
AUGCUGGGAUACGUCGAGAAUGGCGAGCCCGAGCAAGCUCUUGGACUGUUCUCUCGAUUGGAGCGUCAAGGUGGCGGUGUUCUUCCGGACGCUCGGACUCUAGUCGCCGGCUUGAUGGCUUGCUCGAGCUUGGCCAAGCGAGCUGGCGACGACACACUCGAGAAGAUCUUGGAAAAGGGGGUGGAGCUCCACUGGAGAGCCAAGCAGCUUGGUUACGAGUCACAGCUCUUCGUCGCCAACACUCUGAUCGACAUGUACUCGAAGUGUGGGAGCCUGGAGAAGGCAAAGCUGGUCUUCGAUUCCAUGCCUGCUCGAGACGUCGUCUCCUGGAACACGCUACUGCUGGGAUUCUCCGAGAGUGGCGACGAUCAAAAGAUGGUGCUCGAGCACUUCCAGCAAAUGCAAGCCGAGAGGUUCGCUCCAAACUCUCGGACCUUCGUUGCCGUGAUCGGUGCCUGCUCGGCUCUGGCAGCAGCGCAGUCGAAGAAGAAAGCUAGAGCUAGGGACGAAGAAGAAGCUUGGCUGGACAAGGGAGUGGCAAUCCAUGGCCAAGCAGUGAUCGCUGGCUGCGACACAGACCUCUUCGUUGCGAGCUCCCUGGUGGACAUGUACGCCAAGUGUGGCUCCAUGGAGCUCGCUCGCAAAGUCUUCGACUCCAUGCCUCGCCACGACACAGUCUCGUGGAACACACUCAUCCUGGGAUACGGUGACAACGGCGAGAGCCACUCCGCUCUAGAAUCCUUCGCUCGAAUGCGGCGAGAAGGUACUUCCACUCCAGACAGUCUAACUUUCGUCUCGGCUCUCAAUGCUUGCAGCAAGCUCUCGGCUAUGGAGAUGGGCAGAACGAUCCACGCCGACGUCCACCGCUAUGGCCAGGAAGCCGAAGUUCUCAUCACGAACGCCCUGGUGGAUUUCUACGGGAGCUGUGGAUGCACCGCGCACGCCGCUAGAGUCUUCUACUCGGCUUUCACCACCGACUUGGUCACUUUCAGCUCGAUCAUCGCGUGUUACAGCCGGGGUGGGGACUGCCACCGAGUGUUUUCCAGCUUCCGCGAGAUGAUCGAGCAGAAGCUCCGGCCAGACGCCAUGACUUUCUCGUCGAUCCUCAGUGCCUGUAGCCACGCCGGUCUCGUCGAGCAGGGGGAGUACUACUUCGAGGCCAUGAGCCGCGUGUACCAAGUCGCCCCCGACAUGGAUCACUACCACUGCUUGAUCGAUCUUCUCGGGAGGGCCAACCGGAUCGACGAGGCGCUCGAGCUCGCGAGAAAGAUGCCUUUCCAGCCGAAUUCCCUGACCUGGACGACGCUGCUGAGCGCCGCAACCAAGUGGAAGAACGAGAGCGUGGGGAAGGUAGCGUUUGACGCACUGGCCAGCUUUGGUGGCGAAUCCUCCGCGACGUACUCUUUGCUGGCAAAUAUUUUCACGUUUAACAAGAAGUAG